AUUCUACACUGGUGAAGAAUAGUAGUGAUUCAGAACUCCUCUGCCAUGCUGAACACAUUUCACACAUAAAAGAGGAAUCCCCAUGUCUUGAAUCCACUCCCCAAGAAAAUCUAGAGAUAAGACGUAGUGCUUCCUCACACACCAAGGAAGAUCCCUCGCGUAUUGAACCUACUCUUCAAGAAAAUCUUGGGCCAAUAGCACAGGGUGCUUCUGGUUUAGAGUCUAAGUUUGGAUCUGAAACUCGUCAUGUACAAGAUGGAGAGCUACCUGAUAUUGACUGCCAGCUAAAAGAAGCUUUAACCCCAACCGUUGAGAGUGCUUUCUCACACACCAAAGGGGAUCCCUCACGUACUGAAUCCUCUCUUCAAUUUAAUAUUGGGCUAAUAGAACAGAUUGCUUCUGGUAGAAAUUGUGUUCAUUUGUGUGCGUCCUGACUAAACCAUUUUAACGUUAAUUUAAAAUUAACGUUUAAAAUAGAAAAUUUAUUGCAGGUUUAGAGUCUAAAUUUGGAUCUGAAAAUCAGUUCCUACACGAUGGAAAGCUAUUUGAUAUUCAGUGCCACUUGAUUAAAGCUUUCAUUCCAACCAUCAAGAGUGCAGGGUCACAACCUAAAUUUAAUGUUAACGUCGUGUACAUCGUAAAAAUGUCAUGGCAGGAACAGGUUCACAGGUUGAAUCCAAAGUGAGUGACAUUGAGUCAAUCAUCCAGCUAUUGGAGAGGCUGCAAAUAAACGAGCAAUGCCAGCAGAUAGUGCGGCAUAGAAAUCUUCAAGGUGCAAUACUUCCCUACCAAAAGAAAAUGGAUCCUCAGAAGAAACAAAAAGUACCCAAGGUAGAUCUGGAUCCAGAAACAAUCAGAAUGUGGAAUCUAUUGAUGGAGAAAGAUGCAAGUGAAUUGCCUAAGGAUACGGAGGAGGAGAAGAGAACAAAUUGGGAAGAGCAAAGGGAAUUGUUUCGUAAACGUGUGGAAGUAUUCAUUUCCUGCAUGCAUGUUAUUCAAGUAGCUGUUAAAGCAAAUGGCUGGUGCGUCCUUGAAUUGAGAAGAACCUAUUGUAAUUUAAGCAGGACUCCGGGAAUAAACUUGGAUGCUGUUGAUUGGGAUGCAGUUAGACGUGCUCCUGUUGAAGAAAUAGCAAAAAUUAUCGAGAGUAGAGGAAUGAAUAAUGUUCUUGCAGCAAAGAUUAAGGCCUUCCUCCAGCGGUUGGUUCAUGAUCAUGGAAGCAUUGACCUAGAGUGGCUAAAAGAUAUCCCUCCUGAUAAAGCCAAGGAAUUUUUAUUGAGCAUAAGAGGGGUGGGUUUGAAGAGUACCGAGUGUGUGCGGCUUUUGACGCUUGGUCAUCUUGCUUUUCCUGUCGAUACAAAUAUUGCUCGAAUAGCAGUGCGACUUGGAUGGGUCCCUUUGGAACCACUGCCUGGUGAUCUUCAGAUACAUUUACUAGAACAGUACCCCCAGAUGGAUGCCAUUCAAAAGUAUCUUUGGCCACGCCUUUGCUCAUUGGAUAAAAAUAUAUUGUAUGUAUUGCAUUACCAAUUAAUCACCUUCGGAAAGGUUAUCUGUACGAAGAAGAAUCCAAACUGUAAUGCGUGCCCAUUGAGAGCAGAGUGCAGACACUUAGCAAGCGCAUUUGCUAGGGGAGACAAUAGAAAUCUGCUCAAACUCAAGGUCACUCUAGAUAUAUACCUCAAGGCUACUGGGCAAGAGAUCAACCUUAACAAGAGCAGAUUCUACACAUCAAAGCACACAACCAGCUCCCAAAAUCAACACAUGGAGAAGGCUCUAGGAAUCAAAAGAGGGAACCUACCUUUUACCUAUCUGGGAGCUCCUAUCUUCCACACCAUUCCCAAAUCAAUCAUCCACACCCUCAACAGAUACAUGGCCAACUUUUUGUGGGGACAAAAGGAAGGAUCCCAUAAACACCACUGGGUUAGAUGGGCACAAAUAACAAAACCUGAGGUAGAGGGAGGGCUGGGGAUCAAAAGCUUAAAGGACCUACAACAAGCACACACCCUUAAACUUUGGUGGAAGGCAAGAAAUGACAUUGGGAUAUGGGGGCCCUAUGUGAGAGCCAGCUAUAUGAAAACAGGAAUCAUGAAGGAAAGGAUCACUGACUCUCCAACAUGGAAAAGGAUUUGCAGAUGUAAUGAUCUGGCAACAUCCCAUACCACCACCACUAGUUCAGGCUUGCUUUGGGAAGGAGGAAACUUCAGCCUCAAGAGUGCUUUCAACAUGGUCAAGGGAAGUGGGACAAACCUAUUAUCCUGUAAAUACAUUUGGCACAGCUCAAACAUCCCAAAAAUCAAGAUCUUCUUGUGGAGAACACUUUCCCUAAAAACCUAUGCCGUUUCACGGCAGCCCUUCCCAGUUCCUGUCCUCUUUGCCAUAAAGAUAACGAUGACAUUGAUCACUCCAUGCUCCACUGUCCAACUGCAAAAGAGGUAUCGAACUUCAUGGCUUCCAUUUCUAACGGCCCAAGGGUUAAGGAGAACACCACAUUACGUCAACAUCUUCUUGCAUGGUGGUUUGGUAGCAACACCAAACACUUCAGAGGAAACCUACGUCUCUUCUCCCCAGGCCUCUGCACUUGGUCCUUGUGGAAGGCACGUAACUCUUAUAUUCAUAACGCAGCUAAACCAAGAGUGGAGGGUAUUAUUAAAACAUGCCUCAAAACUCUCCAAGCUUGGGCAUGGAUAAACAGGAACAAAAAAUGGAUGGCUCAUGAUGACGACUUCAAAGGCAUGGGAUUAGAUUCCUUUUGGCGAAAUGGUCGUAGAAUUUUAUCCAAAUCCUUUGUAUAAGCUGGUUGUUUUCCUGCUGUAUUACCCUUCCGGGCAACUUGUAUCCU
Molecule: messenger RNA, 2842 nt
Organism: Cuscuta campestris
Lineage: Eukaryota; Viridiplantae; Streptophyta; Magnoliopsida; Solanales; Convolvulaceae
Source: the annotation of a GenBank genome assembly